Messenger RNA from Betta splendens (Siamese fighting fish), 2278 nucleotides. It is a transcript of the gene snw1, whose product is annotated as SNW domain containing 1. NCBI's taxonomy places the organism in Eukaryota, Metazoa, Chordata, Actinopteri, Anabantiformes, Osphronemidae. The record is from RefSeq and is a predicted model, not a curated record. The transcript is spliced from 14 exons. Gene Ontology annotation, biological process: mRNA splicing, via spliceosome. Gene Ontology annotation, cellular component: spliceosomal complex. Bases 104 to 1711 code for a protein of 535 amino acids.
UAUACAGAGUCACAAUAACUAAAACUAACGUAAGCUUGUGCGGUUCUCUCUUCCGUGUUGUCACUGCGCAUGCCCAGUUCAUUGCUAAGUAAGAAAGGCGAAGAUGUCUUUAGCGAGUUUUUUGCCGGCACCGACCCAGCUGUCUCAGGACCAGCUAGAGGCAGAGGAAAGGCUCCGGGCCCAGAAGUCCUAUUCCACAGCCCUGGUUUCGUCCCGUAAGGACCCCCCUCCUUAUGGACUCAGAAAAGGCUGGGUACCUCGCGCACUUGAGGACUUUGGAGAUGGAGGCGCCUUCCCAGAAAUCCAUGUGGCCCAGUUUCCCCUGGAGAUGGGCAGGAAGAAGAAGACAUCCAAUGCCCUGGCAGUGCAGGUGGAUGCAGAAGGAAAGAUUAAAUAUGAUGCCAUUGCCAGACAAGGACAGGGGAAAGAUAAGGUGGUCUUCAGUAAGUACACAGAUCUGCUCCCAAAGGAAGUUUUAAACGAAGAUACUCCAGAACUACAGAAACCUGACGAGGAGGCUGUAAAAGAGUUGACAGAGAAGACUCGUGCAGCCCUGGAUAAGCAGGUGUCUCAAAAGAUUGCAGCUGCCAUGCCUGUACGAGCUGCAGACAAACAAGCUCCUGCACAGUACAUCAGGUACACCCCAUCCCAGCAGGGAGUGGCUUUUAACUCGGGGGCCAAGCAGAGAGUGAUUCGCAUGGUGGAGAUGCAGAAAGACCCAAUGGAACCACCACGUUUCAAGAUCAACAAGAAGAUUCCUCGAGGACCUCCUUCUCCCCCUGCCCCCGUCAUGCAUUCUCCAAGCAGAAAGAUGACUGUCAAGGAGCAGCAAGAGUGGAAGAUUCCCCCAUGCAUAUCCAACUGGAAGAACGCUAAGGGCUACACCAUUCCUCUGGACAAACGUCUGGCUGCAGAUGGUAGGGGCCUGCAAACUGUUCACAUCAAUGAAAACUUUGCCAAGUUAGCUGAGGCGCUCUACAUUGCCGAUAGAAAGGCCAGAGAAGCAGUUGAGAUGCGAGCCCAGGUAGAGAAGAAGAUGGCCCAGAAGGAGAAGGAGAAGAAGGAGGAGAAACUGAGGGAGCUGGCCCAGAUGGCUCGAGAUCGGAGGGCUGGCAUCAAAAGUCAUGGAGACAAAGCAGGUGGAGAGGACGGCGAGGCCAGGGAGCGUGACGAGAUCCGCCAUGACAGAAGGAAAGAGAGACAGCACGACAGAAACAUUUCCAGAGCUGCUCCUGAUAAGAGGUCGAAGCUGCAGAGAGACCAAGAGAGAGAUAUCAGCGAGCUCAUUGCUCUGGGCAUGCCUAACCCUCGUUCCUCCAGUGAGGCCCAAUACGACCAGCGACUCUUCAAUCAGAGCAAGGGCAUGGAUAGUGGCUUUGCAGGCGGCGAGGACGACACAUACAACGUGUAUGACCAACCAUUCCGCAGUGGCAGAGACAUGGCCCAAAACAUCUACAGACCCACGAAGAAUGUAGAGACCUACUCUGAUGACUUUGACCAAAUCAUGCACAACAACAGAUUUGUUCCAGGAAAAGAGUUCUCGGGCGCUGAUCACGGUCAGAGACGGGAAGGCCCGGUCCAGUUUGAGGAGGAUCCUUUCGGUCUGGACAAGUUCUUGGAGCAGGCCAAGCAGCACGGCGGCUCCAAGAGGCCCUCCACCAGCAGCCGCUCAAAGGACGACUAUCACGACAAGAAGCGGAGGAAGGAGUGAGGACGUGGAGUAGGGACGUGGUCUACACCCUCCAGGAGCCCGAGUGUGUUUUUAACAUACUCAACUCUAUCAGGAAUCCUCUGUCACAGCCUUCUUUCAAUUUGAAAGAAGGUGAAGUAUUGUAAAAGAUUCUUUUCUUGUCCCAUUUUUUCUUUUUUUACAUUUGUCAUUUAGUUCACAUGUUUUUUGUCAUUUAUCUAUAGAUCAACUGUUAAAUAUUGAGCAGGUGCAGCUGAAACUCCUGUACAGUGCAGUCAAUGUCCUUUCCAAUGUGAAUGGUAAUAUUUGACCUAACAAUUACUUACUUUUGUUUAUUCUAGUACACAAAUGGAAUUUAGCAGAAGUGUUCGCAUUUACCUUGGCUUCAUUUACCCCCCAUCACCCUCCUUUUGACUUUAUUUGUCAAAUCGGUUUUAUUUAAGCCUGGUGUGUUCGUGAGCACAGUUACAGCCCACGUUUGAUAGCAGACAUGUACAGCGACAUGAACCUAUCUGUAAGAUGUAAAGCAAGGCGCUUUAUAAUUCUUGUACAUUACAACCAAUGGAAUAAAUUUCAUAUAGUGUGUAA